AUGGUCAAAUCCUACAAUCGUUAUGAUCAAGAGAAAUGUUUUGGAGUCAUAACCUCACAUUCAAACAUAGUAUGGCUACCGCCUACAGAUUCACAAUCUUCAACCUCUGUGGGAAGAGCAUUAACAUCAGGUUUAGAAGAAAUAUUAAUAUGGGACAUCAAGACUGGAGAAUUAUUACAAAGAUUCAAUGACUCUAUCUCACCUGGAGCAUCAAAUUCAAGUACUAUUAUACCACCUAGUCCGGUAUCAUACUUAACAUACUACAAAGAAACUAAUUUGAUAGCGGCUGGUUAUGAUAAUGGGAAAAUAAAGAUAUGGGAUGUUAGUUCACAAUCUGUUUUAAUGACUUUCGAAGGACAUAAAUCUUCAAUCAGUAUGUUGAAAUUCGAUAGAAGUGGAACUAGGUUAGUUAGUGGGUCUAAUGAUUCGAGUAUAAUAAUGUGGGACCUUGUAGGAGAAAGUGGAUUAUUUAAAUUGAAAAGUCAUAAGGGACCAAUAACUGGAUUGCAAUUCAUAUCUAAUGAGGUCCAAGAUUUGGAUCAAAUGGAAGAUUAUUUAUUGAGUUGUUCUAAAGACGGAUUGAUCAAAUUAUGGGAAUUGAAAAGUCAGUAUUGCGUUGAAACUCAUUUGGCCCAUAGUUCGGAGUGUUGGUCAAUGGGAGUGAACAAAUAUAAAACCAUGUUGGUGACGACGGGAAACAAAGAUCAAGUGAAAGUAUGGGGGAUUGAUCUUAAUCAAGAGGAUGGUCAAAAAAUAAAUGAAAGAGGAAUGUUUGAAAAAACUAGUAAAUCAAGAGGUAAUGAAAUACAUUUCAAAACAAUAAAAAAUAAUGGAUCUGAGGUUGAUUUAUUCCUUAUACAGAACGCUGACCGUACAAUUGAACUAUUCAGGGUAAGGUCAGAUGAUGAGAUGAAAAAGGGAAUUACCAAAAGAAUGAAAAGAUUACAAGAGAAAGGAAUGGAUGAGGAGGAAAUCCUACAAAGUAUAGAAAAAUCAGAAAUAAGUAUGUUGAUAACACCCCUCACAAUUAUAAGACUAAUGUCAAAAAUUAAUUCCACUUGCUUUACAGACAGUAGAAAGAAAUUAAAUCUACUAAUAGGAAGUGCAAAUAACAUGAUUGAAUUCAUUAAUAUCCCAGUACCAGAGAAUAUCAAGAAGUCUAACGACCUUCAAUACGUAAAGACUUAUCUUAUAGAUCAUUUGGGACAUAAAUUUGACAUAAGAGCGAUGGAUAUUUCACCUGAAGACGAUAAAUUAUUAGCAACUGCAUCAAAUGGAGAAUUGAAAAUAUGGAAUACUAAAACAUACAAAGUGAUAAGAACUUUUGCUUUAGAAGGAGGAUAUGCAUUAUGUUGUAAAUUUUUACCUGGAGGGACUUUAAUAGUUGUUGGGUUUAAAAAUGGUGAUUUGGAAUUGUAUGAUUUAACUACAUCUUCGUUAGUUGAUAGAGUUGAAAAUGCACAUCAAAUUGCUGGAGCUGAGGACAGUGCUGCUGUAUGGUCAUUAGAUUUAACAUCCGAUGGUAAAACCUUAGUGACAGGUGGUAAUGAUAAAUGUGUUAAAUUUUGGAACUUCAAAGUUGAGAAGGAUAUCAUACCAGCUACAAAUACGGUAAUAUCGCAAUUGAAAAUUAUCCAUACACAAACGUUGGAAUUGGAUGAGGACGUGUUAUGUGUAAGAAUCUCCCCAGAUGAUAAAUAUCUUGCUGUUUCCUUACUUAAUAACAAUGUACAAGUUGUUUUCCUAGAUACAUUGAAGUUAUUCUUAACAUUAUACGGACACAAAUUACCUGUUUUGUCAAUAGAUAUAUCCUCAGAUUCAAAGCUAAUCAUAACUUCAUCAGCUGAUAAAAAUAUCAAAAUUUGGGGUCUUGACUUUGGUGAUUGUCAUAAAUCAAUUUUUGCACAUCAAGAUUCAGUAAUGAACGUCAAAUUUAUUGGAGAAUCGCAUAAUUUCUUCUCAAGUGGUAAAGAUGGAUUAAUCAAAUAUUGGGAUGGUGAUAAAUUUGAAUGUAUACAAAAAUUACCUGCUCAUCAAAGUGAAGUAUGGUGUAUGGCUAUAAGUAAAAAUGGUUUAUUCAUGUGUUCCACCUCUCAUGAUCAUUCAAUCAGAUUGUGGUCUGCUACAAGCGAUCAAGUGUUUUUGGAGGAAGAAAGAGAGAAAGAAAUGGACGAAUUGUAUGAAAAUAAAUUAAUAGAUCAAUUGGAAAAUGAUGAACCUAAACAACAAACGGAUGAGGAAUUGGAAGCAGAAACUGAUGAAGUUGAAAGAGUUGGUAAACAAACUAUGGAAACUUUGAAAGCAGGAGAAAAAUUGAUGGAGGCAUUGGAUAUAGGUAUUGAAGAUUUAGAAGCUAUAAGACUGUAUGAAGCUCAGUUGAAGAUAAGUAAAAAUGCUGUUAAACCAACACCAAAUUCAAUAUUGCUAGCAUUCAACAUGACAGGAUCACAAUAUGUAAUGCAUACAUUGACUCAAAUUAAACCGUCACAAUUGGAUGAUGCUUUAUUAGUCUUGCCUUUCUCAUAUUGUUUAAAACUAUUUCAAAUGAUUGAGAUUUGGACUCAGAAGGGAAACAUCAACAAAAAUAUCACUCAAUUAUCUUUAAUAUGUCGAGUAUUAUUUUUCAUAAUAUCUUCUAAUUCCAAAGAAUUGAUCAAUCAAAAGGACCCAAUUUUGAAAAACCAAUUGUUAUCAGUUAAACAACAAUUGCGAGAAAGUUUAUCCAAAACUUGUAAUACCGUUGGAGUAAACACCAUGGGUUUGAGAUUCAUAAAACAACAAUGGAAAUUGACUCAUGCUACGGAGUUCAUCGAUCAAGAGGAACAACAAGCAUAUGAAGAUAAAAGAGCUAUUAAGCGUACUUAUAAGACUAUAUAG
Lodderomyces pseudojiufengensis is the source of this 2877-nucleotide messenger RNA. It is a transcript of the gene DIP2, whose product is annotated as snoRNA-binding rRNA-processing protein. The record is from RefSeq and is a predicted model, not a curated record. The transcript has a single exon. Gene Ontology annotation, cellular component: small-subunit processome; Pwp2p-containing subcomplex of 90S preribosome. Gene Ontology annotation, molecular function: protein binding; snoRNA binding. Gene Ontology annotation, biological process: maturation of SSU-rRNA. Bases 1 to 2877 code for a protein of 958 amino acids. NCBI's taxonomy places the organism in Eukaryota, Fungi, Ascomycota, Pichiomycetes, Serinales, Debaryomycetaceae.